Messenger RNA from Stegastes partitus (bicolor damselfish), 3989 nucleotides. It is a transcript of the gene rela, whose product is annotated as v-rel avian reticuloendotheliosis viral oncogene homolog A. NCBI's taxonomy places the organism in Eukaryota, Metazoa, Chordata, Actinopteri, Pomacentridae. The record is from RefSeq and is a predicted model, not a curated record. Gene Ontology annotation, biological process: response to cytokine; innate immune response; positive regulation of transcription by RNA polymerase II. Gene Ontology annotation, cellular component: cytoplasm; nucleus. Gene Ontology annotation, molecular function: RNA polymerase II cis-regulatory region sequence-specific DNA binding; DNA-binding transcription factor activity, RNA polymerase II-specific.
GCUGCGAGCGUCCCUGCGGCUUUACUCGCCGAAGACUCGCUCACUGAUGUGGGUGGAGCGAAGGAGGCGACAGUUCAGCUCUGUCAAGAAGUUUUCAGACUCCACAGUGUCGUGUUUGCACCGACUUUUAGCUUUAAAGAAAAAGACACACACAGAGAGAAACUAUAGAGAAACAGUGGUGUAGACGGAGAAGCGUGAGCCGGACUCGGACACCGCCAUGGAAGGUGUGUAUGGAUGGGGCAUGGCCCCAAUCAACCCAGUCCAAACAGCAAGCCCCUUCAUAGAGAUCAUCGAGCAGCCAAAGCCGAGGGGGAUGAGGUUUAGAUAUAAGUGUGAGGGACGUUCAGCUGGCAGCAUCCCUGGAGAGAAAAGCAACGACACCACUAAGACCCACCCAGCCAUCAAGGUGCACAACUACAACGGCCCCCUGCGUGUUCGCAUCUCACUGGUAACGAAGAACCCACCACACAAGCCUCAUCCCCACGAGCUGGUCGGGAAAGACUGCAGACACGGCUACUACGAGGCCGACCUGCUGGAGAGACGAAUACACAGUUUCCAGAACUUGGGCAUACAGUGUGUGAAGAAGAAGGAUGUGAAUGAGGCCAUCACUUGCAGACUGCAGACCAAUAAUAACCCCUUCAACAUCCCCGAGACAAAGGUGUGGGAGGAAGAGUUUGACCUGAAUUCGGUCCGACUUUGCUUCCAGGCUUCUAUCACUCUGCCCACGGGAGAGCUGUUUCCUCUGGAGCCUGUGGUAUCGCAGCCCAUCUACGACAACAGGGCCCCCAACACAGCUGAGCUGAAGAUCUGCAGAGUCAACCGCAACUCUGGAAGCUGCAAAGGAGGGGACGAAAUCUUUCUGCUGUGUGACAAAGUGCAAAAAGAGGACAUCGAGGUGCGAUUCUUCCAGGACUCCUGGGAGGGCAAGGGCAGUUUCUCCCAAGCUGACGUUCACCGACAGGUUGCCAUUGUGUUCCGAACGCCGCCCUACCGCGACACUAACCUCAGCGAGCCCAUAAGAGUCAAGAUGCAGCUCCGGCGGCCGUCGGACCGAGAGGUCAGCGAGCCAAUGGAUUUCCAGUACCUGCCAGCUGACCCAGAUGAGUACAGGCUGACCGAGAAAAGAAAGCGCACAGGAGACAUGUUUCAGAAGCUUGGGCCCAUGUUAUCAAGUGUGUCCAUUCCACAAGAUAGACGGUACAUAAGCCAGGCAAGAAGAACAGCCACAGCCAAGCCUCCACCAAUGAACACCCAAGCAGCAGCUGUGGUGCCCCCUGCUGCCACUGGGGCAAAACCCCAGCCCUCCUACACGUACACUCCGCCAGGCCAGCUCUUCUCAGUGCAGCCCAAGGUAGAGACCCCUUCUUCAAUCUCAGCUGCAACUACCAACCAAACAUGGAAGAUCAUUGAGAGUCUGAACCUGGGCUCCCAGCCCAAAGCCACUCCAGUGACCAACUUUACAAUGAGCCCAGCACCAGCCUCCUCCUCCUCGUCCUCUACCACCGCCCCCUCUGCCAACCAGGACUACUCAACAGUCAACAUUGCAGACCUUCAGGAAUUCUUCCCCAUUUCCUCUGGCAUCACCCAGGAGCCGGCAGCUUCCCAAGCAAACGUAGCCUCCUCACAGACCAGCAGCGCCUUCACCCUCCAGGGCUCUCAAUUCCGGGUGGACGCAGCACUUGUGGACGAGGAUAUCCCAGAGUUCCCUAGCUUUUCCGAAGCCCAGGUACCAGGCACCCUGGACAGCCUAAACAUGGAUGAUUUCGAGGACCUUCUGGACCCCCACCUCAUGAGUGUGGAAGGAAACAGCACCACUAUGUUGGGUCAAAUUUCAAGCCAACCAGCUGUCCCGUCCAGCUCCUCAACUGUUGCCCAGAACAGUGCAGUCUCCCAGAACACUUCUGACCCCGCCAGCAACCCAGGAAGCACCUGGAUGAAUUACCCCCACAGCAUUGUCAACCUGCUUCAGAACGAGGGCAUGAUUGGUAUUCCGCCCAGCAACAACAGCCAACAGCCAGUACUCGAUGAGUUUGAUGAGCUGAUGUCCGCUGACGAGGACCGUCUUAUGUCCAUUUUGAAUGUGGAAACCAAGUUGGGUUUGUGUCAGGACACCAAACUUAAAGGGCGUGUACAGUUUUUUUUUUUUUUUAAAUACAUUUUUACAAAGACCACUUCUAUUUACUCCUUUUGCCUCCUUCGCUGUUACUACAGACAAAAAAAGGACGGUGGACAUGAAGAGCUGAAGGAGAUAGAAUGUAGCAGAACAGCUUAUUGUGGACAUACGCAUUGAAAUACAAGCAAAGACUUUUUGUGGUAUGCAGUUAGUGGGUUUGGCCCAAUCUUAUAUACUGUUUGUUAAAACACAGGGCAUGGGCAGGGUACAUAAUCAGAUUUCAUCCCAUUGAUUAGUCUCAUGUUUAUCAUCAGUCAUUAACUCUUUCAUUGAGUGUCAACAAUAAUAGUGGAAGAUGAUCCACCAGCAAGUGUUUGUUUUUCAAAAAGACAAUCAGAUCAGAGGGGUGUACAAUGAGAUUGAUGGGUUAGCAAGGUAUGUUGAGGGGUCAAGGGUUUUCAAUGUCAUAACGGUGACUCUCCUUUUUAAUUUAUUUCCUGACCAAAUUCUCUCUGGAAAAUACAGCUUUUCAGGUGAUGGAAUACGUUGUAUCUACAAUCCUGUUUGACCAUAUGUUAAAAAAAGCCACUGAACAAAACCGUGCAGUUACGGUAGGCAUACUGUAUACGUUGUGUUGCCACGGGAACCGACAUACAUUCAGUCGAUGAUGUAGAAAAUCUAUAUAUUUUUAUGCUCGGUCCUGAUUUGUUUGUUCAUUUCACACUGCUGGCCUUACAGCUAAUAGAUCAAAGAUUAUAAAACUGCAAAGUGCAUUGAUUUUUUUUUUAUCACAGUAGGUUUUCAAUCAAUACCACUAAUUUCACCUUUUUUUUUUAAAAACAUUUUCCACAUAUCCUUCAUCACAGGACAGUGUCAGACCUAGAUGCACUUCUCGAGUGUCAUGUUUAAAUGUUUUAGAGCUCUGAUGUGCAGCUGUUUUAUGAGAAAUAACUGUUAAUCAACAUGGUCCACAAAUUUCCACCCGCUUCUAUAUUAAUCGUAGGUCUUCAUGAUAAAAAACUGUUCCUCCUGACUGAAGUCGGCUGCACACCAAAAUGUCCAAUAAAGCUUAAAAUGGCCCCGUUUACGGGAACGUGCACAGAGCCUUAUGAAAAACACCCGGUUUUUAAAGAAAAAUGAUAACCACUGCUGUGAUUUUGGUUUUAGGUUUUGUCGAACAGAAAGAAAGCCUGACUUUGUUGAUCUCAUCUCGUUUUACACCCCUCAGGUGCUCUGACGAAAGCAUCAGUUGAGAUGGUUUUGAUGGAACAUGUAGAGCAUGUGCUUGUACUGUUAUUUGAACAAUUUUGGUAGCUCUGGUCACAGAAAUGUUCAGGUUUGAUCUGUGUUUCUACUUAAUACAACGGGCUUUUUUUAUUUCUCUGAAAGAAUGUAAUCAGAUUUAGAGGUAAGUCUAUGCAAAUUGUGCCCACUGUUCUUUUCAGUAAAUAUCCCUUUGGGUUAUAUUAAAUGUGUUUAAAUGUUUUCUGAAGGUUGGCAGUGACUGUCUGAAUGUGCAAAGAACCAAAUGAAGGUCUACGUGUAGAUAACUAUCAAACAAUAUUAAGUACAUGCUUAUAGCAGAAAGGUCUUGCUUUUUGUCCGGCGGUAUCAUUUCCCCUGCUCUCUAAUCAGUUUUUCUACAGUCAUUUUAUGAAUUAUGGCUGCAGUUUAACUCAACUGUGUCAGACCUGUGGGUCAACUUGCUAUACUCGAGUAAAAGAUGCUUUAUUGAGAUGUAAUUAUGCAGUUUUGUUUUGUUUUUUUACGUGUGAUGUAAGCAAAAUAUAAUUAUGCAAUUUUGACUGUAAUGAAUGACUAACUGUUAACAUUCAAAACACUUUUCUUGGCAAUAAAAAAAACCACAACAUGUAAA